AUGACUCUAGUUCAGGUGUUCAAGCUUGUCUACGCCGAACCCUUUGUGUACGCCCUCGCCGUUACAUCCGUCAAGAUCAGCAUUCUCCUCCUCUACCGUCGACUCUUCCCCCUCGGCAUCGACAAGAGCCGCGCGUAUACGAUAAUGUUCUACAUCGCAACCUUCCUGACAAGUUGCUAUCCAUUUAUUCUUUGGAUCACAAUGGCUUUCGCAUGCAAGCCUAUCAGCUUCUUCUGGAACCAGUACAUCGGUGCCAAAGGAAAGUGCAUAGAUGUCAAGCUAUUCUUCCUUGUGCUCGGCAUCAUGAACAUGGUCAAUGAUAUCAUCAUUUUGAGCGUCCCCAUUCCCCGUAUCUGGACCUUGCAGAUGAACAACAAGACCAAGGUUUCGGUUAUUUGCAUUAUGCUUCUCGGUAGCUUUGUCUGUGUUGCCAGUAUUGCUCGCAUCUACUACCUGUGGGGUUUCUUCCAGAACCUCGAUGCCACAUGGUGGAUGGGACCUUCAUUUGCUUGGUCAAGUCUGGAGCCCUCCGUCGCUAUCAUUUCAGCAUGUCUGCCUACGCUGGCACCUCUCUUCCGACUUGGUCGUAUGAACGCGACAUCGCGAGGCACACCUUCUGGGGGAAAUGAGCUAUCCAAAUCGGGGUCCAAGCAUUUUCAGCUAUUCAGUGUCAACCGAACAAAGGGAACUGGAUUCCAAAGCGACGAUGAGGUUGAGUUGACAUAUGAUGUUGGUCGAGGAGGAACGAGUGAUUCAGCACCAUGGAAUAACAAGGAAAACAAGGAAUCAUCUGCUGAGCAGGGUAUCGUUGUUUCGACCCAGGUUUCCGUCACGCGUCAUGAUAGGAAGAGUCUCAAUGACAGAGCCCAGAAGAGUCUUUAA
This is a messenger RNA of Fusarium graminearum PH-1, 882 nucleotides long. RefSeq lists its product as uncharacterized. Bases 1 to 882 code for a protein of 293 amino acids. The transcript has 3 exons. NCBI's taxonomy places the organism in Eukaryota, Fungi, Ascomycota, Sordariomycetes, Hypocreales, Nectriaceae. The record is from RefSeq and is a predicted model, not a curated record.